CGCCGCAGUACAAGGCUUCGUCCCUUCCUUCCAGGCUGGCCUGGCCCGCGAACCCCGCGCGGGGCUGAGCGAUUCUCUCCGCCGCCGGAGCGGGGCGCUGCGCUCGCGGGGAGGCCGGAAAUUCCCGCGGCCUGACUGGUGGAGAUCUUGGGGGAGCGCGGCCCCGCCUUCCUCCUCCCCGGGCCGGGCGGGGGCGUUGGGCACCGCGAGGGCCCGGCUGCCUGAGUGGGUGGAGAGGGUAAGGGGCAGCGGAGCCUGUGGCGGGCGCGGAGCGCGGGCGAGGCGGCUGCGCCUUCCCCGCUGCACCGGAGCUGGGAGACCCUUGCGCCCCGGCUCCUGGCCCCCGCCCCCUCGUGGUCUCCGCCUCCUUCCCUCACACACCCCCCCGGGCCACAGGCCUUCCCGGCGCUCCUCCUCUCUUUCCCUACACUCGCUGGAACCUGGGUCCUCCUGCUGCUGCCCGCCGGCCUUGCUGCCUCGGGGCCGAGUCCUCCUCCCCGGCUUCUCCUUUCACACUCGCGCGCCCUCGAUCGCUGGGCCGCCCCCUGGUCUCCAGUCCUCCUCCUCGUCCUUGCUAACGCCGCCGUCGGGGAAGGAUUGAUGUCCCUUCAGCAUCAUGCAGCCGCCGCCGAGGAAGGUGAAAGUUACACAAGAACUGAAAAAUAUUCAAGUUGAACAGAUGACAAAACUUCAAGCCAAACAUCAAGCAGAAUGUGAUUUGCUUGAAGAUAUGAGGACAUUCAGUCAGAAGAGGGCUGCUAUUGAAAGAGAGUAUGCACAGGGUAUCCAGAAGUUGGCUAGCCAAUACCUGAAGAGAGAUUGGCCUGGAAUAAAAGCUGAUGAUCGGAAUGAUUACAGGAGUAUGUAUCCUGUUUGGAAAUCUUUUCUCGAGGGAACAAUGCAAGUGGCCCAGUCUCGAAUCAAUAUAUGUGAAAACUAUAAAAACUUCAUUUCUGAGCCUGCAAGGACAGUGAGAAGUUUAAAAGAACAACAACUAAAAAGGUGUGUGGACCAGCUAACAAAGAUCCAAACUGAGCUACAAGAGACAGUGAAAGAUUUAGCUAAAGGCAAAAAGAAGUACUUUGAGACUGAACAGAUGGCUCAUGCAGUACGAGAGAAGGCUGACAUUGAGGCAAAGUCUAAACUUAGUCUUUUUCAAUCAAGAAUCAGUCUGCAGAAGGCAAGCGUAAAGUUAAAAGCCCGGCGAUCUGAGUGUAAUUCCAAAGCUACUCAUGCGAGGAAUGAUUAUCUUCUUACUCUAGCAGCAGCAAAUGCACAUCAGGAUCGCUACUAUCAAACAGAUUUAGUUAACGUUAUGAAGGCUCUUGAUGGAAAUGUGUAUGAUCACCUCAAAGAUUAUUUAAUAGCCUUCAGCCAGACUGAACUUGAAACAUGCCAAGCUGUGCAGAACACAUUCCAGUUUCUACUAGAAAACUCCAGCAAGGUGGUACGGGACUAUAAUCUUCAGCUGUUCCUACAAGAGAAUGCCGUAUUUCACAAACCCCUGCCCUUCCAGUUCCAGCCCUGUGACAGUGAUACUAGCCGUCAGUUAGAAUCAGAAACUGGAACUACAGAAGAGCACAGUCUAAAUAAAGAGGCUCGGAAAUGGGCCACACGCGUAGCACGUGAGCACAAAAAUAUUGUUCAUCAUCAACGGGUUCUAAAUGAUCUGGAGUGUCAUGGAGUUCCUUUAUCAGAACAAAACCGAGGAGAGGUGGAGCAGAAAAUAGAGGAAGCUAGAGAAAAUAUUCGUAAAGCAGAGAUAAUUAAGUUGAAAGCAGAAGCCCGACUUGACCUGCUAAAGCAGAUUGGUGUUUCUGUGGACACAUGGCUGAAGAGCGCCAUGAACCAAGUAAUGGAAGAACUGGAAAAUGAGCGGUGGGCCCGCCCUCCCACAGCAACUAGCAAUGGCACUCUGCACUCGCUUAAUGCCGAUACUGAGAGAGAAGAAGGAGAAGAGCUCGAAGACAACAUGGAUGUUUUUGAUGAUAGUAGUUCCAGCCCUUCUGGCACCUUAAGAAAUUAUCCACUCACCUGCAAAGUUGUUUAUUCCUACAAGGCUUCUCAACCAGAUGAGUUGACCAUUGAGGAACAUGAGGUGUUAGAAGUGAUUGAAGAUGGAGAUAUGGAAGACUGGGUAAAGGCUCGAAAUAAAGUUGGCCAAGUGGGUUACGUGCCAGAAAAAUACCUACAGUUUCCCACCUCGAACAGCUUACUGAGCAUGCUGCAGUCCCUGGCUGCUUUGGAUAGUCGGUCACAUACAUCCAGCAAUUCUACGGAAGCAGAACUCGUUUCAGGCAGCCUCAACGGAGAUGCCAGUGUCUGUUUUGUGAAAGCACUUUAUGACUAUGAAGGCCAGACGGAUGAUGAGUUGUCUUUUCCUGAGGGAGCAAUCAUUCGAAUUUUGAACAAAGAAAACCAAGAUGAUGAUGGCUUCUGGGAAGGGGAGUUCAAUGGGCGGAUUGGAGUUUUCCCAUCGGUGCUAGUGGAAGAACUUUCAGCCUCAGAAAAUGGUGACACUCAAUGGAUGAAAGAGAUUCAGAUCUCUCCUUCCCCAAAGCCGCAUGUCUCCCUGCCUCCACUGCCUUUGUAUGACCAGCCUCCCAGCAGCCCGUACCCUAGCCCAGAUAAGAGGAGCUCCCAGUUCUUCCCCCGAUCUCCUUCAACACAAGAAAACAGCCUUCAUGCCGAAUCCCCAGGAUUCUCACAGGCAUCCAGGCAGACUCCUGAGGCCUCAUAUGGCAAACUACGACCUGUCCGGGCAGCUCCCCCUCCACCUACACAGAACCACCGGAGGCCAUCGGAGAAGAUGGAAGAUGUGGAGAUCACACUGGUGUGACAAUGGUUUGCCCUCCCUAUGGCUACAAUCAAGGCCAGGCUUGGAGUUUGGCCAGUCUCAUUUUUUAGGCACCUUUGCAUGAUGGCUCUUGAACAGAGCAAAACCAAGGAGGAUUUUAUGUGACUGGGUGGCCUGGUGGACUUUUCCCAUGUUUUGAAUAUUUUGUGCCUUUUUUUUGUUGUCAUUUUCUAUGUCAUGUCUCCUACCAUAGCACAAAUCCUAGUGGGCCCCAGAAUAAAGGGGAACAGCCCUCAGGUCUAACAGUUUUUAUGUGAGACUCAAAAUCAGGCCUCAUCCCAGGGCGCAGUCACAGAAUUACUGAUCAUGUGCACUCGUACAGUAUAUUACUGUGGCCACAAGGAUGUGGCAAAGAUCUCAUCUUUCUCCAAGUGGCUUUUGCUCCUCUGAUUAAGUAUUAAUCAUGUCAUGUUGGCUCCUAAAGGAAACAGAAAGAGGGAUCAGGAGAGGCUGGCUCCUCCCCGAAGUUCAUCCCCAGACUUAAAGUGAACCUUACUGAGAAAAAAGUAGACUGCCCUGAAUUUAGGGCCAAUUACAUUAACACACAUCUCUUCUACAACUAACAGGUUUAAAAUAACAGUGUCCUUUGUAUGAAUAUUUAUGCCAUUCAGUUAGUGUUAGUGAGGCUAACCUGGAGGGGCUGAACUAAUAGCCACAUCUUGCCCAUCACAGACUAAUAGAAAAGAGGCUGUGGCUAACACAGAAAAGGAGCUUCUGGAUCUGAAGUGAGCUGGUUUAAUGUUCUUCUUGUCUUUGGGUAGUUCUCAUCUUAGUUUCUACAGCAUAUAUUUUUCUGACCAGUAUACUCUUUGAACAUGAAUGUCUGGAUACAUUGAGGACACAUGUCUAUCAUUAUGCUUCUGUACUGGGGAGACCCCCUAGAAUUAUUUCAUUCCCAGACCAGCACACUGGCCCAAAUAGCUGGGUUAUGGUUAGGGCAGACCAGCUGUCACUCAGCUUUCAGAUCCCACUGCCCAGUUACUUUGGAAGAAGUAACUUCUUCUUUGGGAGAAAAUCCUGUGGGCCCCUGGAGGAGAACAGCUUCCUGUGGGAAAGGACUAAAGGAUGCACAGCUUGCACAAAUGCAGGCUAACAAGGAAAAGGGAGCCUCUGUGUGUCCCAGGUUGGUGGCGGGGCAUGCUUCUCCAUGACAUAGCAGCAGGGCCCAGAGUGGCCCUCUGGGUCUUCAGCCCAUGGCAGGUAGGGAAUGUGUUACCCAGGGACAAAGGGAUGUUUGCCAGAUGCUUUUAAAAUUUUUGUUGGCCAGGUGUGGUGGUGCACACCUAUAACCCCAGCAAUUGGGAGGCUGAG
This is a messenger RNA of Octodon degus (degu), 4168 nucleotides long. RefSeq names its product FCH and double SH3 domains 2 (gene Fchsd2). Lineage: Eukaryota; Metazoa; Chordata; Mammalia; Rodentia; Octodontidae. Gene Ontology annotation, molecular function: protein binding. Gene Ontology annotation, biological process: regulation of actin filament polymerization; neuromuscular synaptic transmission. The transcript has 20 exons. The record is from RefSeq and is a predicted model, not a curated record. Gene Ontology annotation, cellular component: recycling endosome; neuromuscular junction. The coding region runs from base 617 to 2839 and encodes 740 amino acids.